UUUCUCCGCAAUGUUGCGAGCAGAGACUCCAAACAUUAACUUGCUGUCUCUCCAAGGACGCUGUCUGACCCGCUGUGAUCUUCAGCAUUUGUAGUUUUCAGUAUCUAUUUUAAGACAGUAGUUUAUUUACGGGAAGACAGUAACUGUUCAGAAGACGCGGGCCUUGCUCGCAGGCUUUUGAAUACUCAUUGAGUGAAUUUGCGACACUUGCUCUCGAACCUUUUGGAUUGGUCUGUCUCACACACUCUCGGCUCUCGAAACGGGUUAGCACCUGAAAUGGUAACAGUUGGCGCGGGGAUGCGGUAUGAAGACGGUGGGCUUGGCGGUGUUCGGGAGAAAGGCGGAAGGGAAAGCCUCUAGCCGCUGCCCUUCCAGCAGCUUCAAUAUGCAGAACCCGGCGGACCAGCACCAAAACUUGCAACGGCCGCAAAUCCCAGCUACUGACUCUUGAGGUGCCCGGAAGUCAGCGAUACUAACACCCCUUCCUCCUUAUUAAACUUAAUUUUUUACCGGUCAGAGGGUGAGACCUCCAGCUGAUUUCCGUAACCGAAUACGUGGGGAUUGUGAGUGAGAGCGCAUGUGCUAGUUUUCACUUUUCCCUUCCCCCAUCGGAAAGACGGUUCCUACUAUCUCGGUUACUUUAACCUUGGUGGCGGUUGGACUUAGAACGUUGGUCCGGGUCUCGAGAGCGUCUUGGUCUCGCAGCAUGUCUCGUGUAUUGGGUUUCGUCUCGGCGCUACUAUUGCGGGCGGUGUACCGGGGCUCGGCAGUCGAGGUCUGCCGACAACUCAGAAACCAACGGCCUCUUUCUUGGGCUCCAUUUUAUCUAACCCGGCAGAACAGUUACCGGAGUGUUUGUACAGCUCCCUCUGAAACAGUCACCUACCAGGAACUGAAACAGUUGCUUAAAUCAAAAACAAUUGUGAUUGAUGUCAGAGAACCCUGGGAGAUCAAGGAGUAUGGACAAAUUCCCGGAUCUAUAAAUGUGCCGUUGGGACAAGUGGAGCAAGCCUUGAAGUUGGAUCCAAGCAAAUUCAUGGAAACCUACAAUGGGAAGAUGCCAUCCACAUCCGACAAAAUUGUCUUUUCAUGUUUGGCAGGAGUCAGGAGCAAGAAAGCUUUAGAUACUGCAGCAUCAAUGGGCUACAGCAGAGCUCUACAUUUCCCUGGUGGUUGGGAAGAAUGGGUGAAACGUGAAUUUGCUGAACGUCAGCGCUGAGCUGCUUUGAGAAUUUUUUUCCCCAAAGAAAUAUGAAGAAAUAAAAAAAAAAUUCUCCAUCAUGAGCACUACUCAGGAACAUUAAAUCUUCACUUCUAAUAAUUGAACUUUUCUUGCCUAAACAUCACUUCUUUUUCUGUAGCUAAAAUGUAUAGCUGAGAAUUGUGAAAGAUUUGAGAUAUGUUUUUUCAAAACUGGCAACAAACUUUACCAUGUUAUGCUUUUGGAAUAAAACCCCAGUAGGCUAAAUUUAACAAUUUACUGUAUUUUUAUUUGAGAGUCAGCAGAAUUUGUAUUAAGCUGUGAUUUAUAACUAUUAACCAAACCUCUGCAUUUUAAGUUUUUCUGUAUGACAGAAUUGUACUUUUUAAAACUUCAUGCACCUGUUUUGACAGACAGCUAAAUAAUAGGUUAAGUUGUCACUAAAAUUUAAGAAUACUUUGGUUCACAUGGAAUUACUUUCUGCCACGCCCUCCCAAUUUAACUUCAUCUAAGGUCUUACGCCUGGCGGUGUCACUGCAUGUAUAGCUUUUCUUUUAAUGUGUAUUUUAUGCACAUUUGGUCAUGUUAAAGCUGUCCCACAUUCAGAAAGCCACUUGUGCAUAGAAUAUGAGCUUUUACCUGAAACAACUGCAUGAGGAACUAUAUUUUGGAAUAGUUUUACAACUUUGAAUAUUUAAUUAUUGUUGAAAAUCACUUUGAAAUUUUAACUUGCACUCAGAACAGAUUACAAGAAACAUCAAAGGAAAGGGAAAACAGCAUUUACGCCAAACCACAGUGGUUGGCAAGUGCGCCUAGUGAUGGAUGUGUUGCCAUGAUGUAUGUAUCAGUUAAUGAUAACUAACAAUUAACCACCAAGCAGGUCUGGCAGCAUCUGUGGAGAGAGACAAUUACCAUUGAACACCAUGUACCCACCAUGUACCUUCCCCAAAACUUCAUGUCAACACCACACUGCAAAAAAAAGCCAGCCUGAUCAAAUAAUUUAUCAUUGUUUAUUAUUCAAAAGCUAUUGGCCUAGGACCAUCUUUGUUCUGAGAAGUAUCCAGUUUAAGUAAAAUGAAGGAAAAAUAAGAACACCUGUUUUUUAAAUCCCUGUAAAUAUAUGCAACACAAACUUGCUAUGCUGCCUAAGCAGUCACUAGAAACAAUUUAUCCAAUAAUGGCAACUACAAAAUCAGUUUGAAGCUUUCCUGCACCUUGUGAUGUGAGGCAUACUAAGUAUGCUUGACUGUGGCUACUUUUCUUACUGGAACAGGUAAGUCAUGAGAGACUAUAUCUUGAGGUGUGCUCCUGAGAUGCUGCUUGGCCUGCUGUGUUCAUCCAGCCUCACAUUUUAUUAUCUUGGAUUCUCCAGCAUCUGCAGUUCCCAUUAUCUCUUAUAUCUUGAGAUGUGCCAUUUGUAUCAAGUUAAUACACACGUGGCCUCAUUGCAAAUGCAUCUUGUUGCGAUGCAAGUCUGGGAGUGAUACUCAGUUAUCACUUAGAUAACUCUCGCUUAGAAACAAGGAUGUUACCUAACAGAACAUAAAAACCUUCUUCAGUGAACCAAUAAAUCUCUAAAUUUUGUUGGAUAUUUGUGAGAAUGAGGAAAAUGUUUAACAACUUAGUUUGCUCCAAACAGUAAUCUAGCUUUUCUGAAUCCACUCAGCUAGAGAUUGAACGUUACUUAAGAUACUGAAGGAUUUCAGCUAGAGGUAUGUUAACUCCCAAAUUUCAUGCUCUUAUUUAAAAACUCAAGCACAUGAACAGCAAGAUCGGAGUAAUUUCAUGUAGACGUGUGUACUGUAACUUAAUGCUAUACCAUUUGUCAUGAUUCUCAAAUGUAACAUUAGAAAUUAGUGCAGAACAUUAAAUCUUCAAAGCCCCAUCUGUUUAAGUGAUUAAAUUGUUUUAUUCUGUAAUCUUUACAUCUUUUGUAAACAUCAACUAAAGAGGUAUUUAAAAACUCCAACUUUUACAGUAUUGGACAAGUAGGUUUGAAUGCUUGAUUUUCAUUAUUUAUAGCUAUUCUAGUAAAGAUAGUUCUCAGACACCUGAUUAUGUUUGAUUCCCUUGAUGGUGAGUAUUUGAAUUUUGUAACCAGCUGUGAUUAGCUAGAAAGUAUCAUCAGCACAGAUGGAUUUUUUUAAAAGAACAAAUCUGGUAGAUAUUAAAUGAGAACACCACCCUUGCAACACUAGUGUGCCCUAGUGAAAACUACACAACUAUGCUAGUUUUGGCAGAUAUGACAGUCCAUACUGUACUGUAUUCUUGGUUGGUUGAAAAUUCAGUCUAAAACAUUUUCAAACCUAUCAAAUGCAACUAGUGGUUUGCAAUUGGGUAUGUGGUAAUUCAAUACAAAUUUUAUUUGCCACAUUCCCUAAUCCUAAUCAGAUUUUUCCACAAAAGCAAUUCACAGCUGUAAAAACCAUUGUAACAGCACAUUCUUCAGAUGUAUUUUUGCUAAGAAUGUUUGUAAAACUUUCACUUUGUUCAUGUAACAUUCUAUUAGAAUGAUUCUUCAACUAAUACAUUUCAAGGAAAUGCUGUAAUAUUUUGUAAAGAAAUGUUAAAAUCAUGUUCUUGGAUGGCUCAAAAUAUACUAAUGUCUGUCUUCACAAAUGUGCAUCAUUUUCUGUAAGAGACUGGAUAAAAAGUACUUGGAUUAUAUAGUGCAUUUUACCUCAAGAUAUCCAAAGGCAUUUUACAGUCAGUUAAAUACUGAAGUCUCAUCACUGUAGGAAUAACAGCUGCAAUCUCUCAAUUAUACUUGUUAAGUCAAUAAAAAUUGACACCACAAA
Messenger RNA from Stegostoma tigrinum, 3999 nucleotides. It is a transcript of the gene tstd3, whose product is annotated as thiosulfate sulfurtransferase like domain containing 3. Gene Ontology annotation, cellular component: mitochondrion. Gene Ontology annotation, molecular function: thiosulfate-cyanide sulfurtransferase activity. Bases 707 to 1219 code for a protein of 170 amino acids. The record is from RefSeq and is a predicted model, not a curated record. NCBI's taxonomy places the organism in Eukaryota, Metazoa, Chordata, Chondrichthyes, Orectolobiformes, Stegostomatidae. The transcript has 4 exons.